Molecule: messenger RNA, 675 nt
Organism: Amphimedon queenslandica
Lineage: Eukaryota; Metazoa; Porifera; Demospongiae; Haplosclerida; Niphatidae
Product: exostosin-like 2
Exons: 2
Coding region: 1-537 (178 amino acids)
Cellular component (GO): membrane
Molecular function (GO): glycosyltransferase activity
Source: RefSeq, a predicted model, not a curated record
AUGGGAUUCUUAUCUACAGCCUUCACUAAAGCUGCUGUGAUAUUUCUGAUUGCUUUCAUAAUAAUUAACUCUCUUGGAUUAUAUUUUUAUGCUCGUGCUCCAAACAUGUCUGCUUACUAUAAUCCAUCAAAGCCCUACUCUCACAGCCCUCCUAAAGGACCUGAAUAUGAUUAUCUACCAUUUAACUAUUCCAAAAACUACACAAGGAACAAGUUCACUGUUGUCAUGCCAACUUAUAACCGUAGCAAUCAAUUGCCUACUAUCAUAGGUCAUUAUUGUAACAUUUCCAAUGUACAUAAAAUAUUAGUCUUGUGGAAUAAUGUUGGGGAGCCAGUGCCUGGUCAGAUAAAGGAUUUUAAAUGUCGAGUACCAGUGAAGAUUAAGAUUAUGACAGAAAAUAGCUUAACGUCACGAUUUUGGCCUUACCCAGAAAUAGAAACUGAAGCAAUAUUUUCAGUUGAUGAUGACCGAAUGGUUGAUCCUCAUGGCAUGGAAAGAAGUUUUGCUGCAUGGAAGGUAAGUUUAUAUCAUAAAUGAAAUUAUAGCUCAGAAAGUUGUCUAGCUAUUAAUACAUGUAGACACAUCUAUAGUUAUAAGCAUUAUGAUGUGACUAGUAGUAACAAGAACUUUUAACAGAUACUGUAGAGUGAAAUAAGUUAACUAAUGCAUGCUUAA